GAAAGUAUUUUUAUAAAACUUUUUUUCUAAAAUUUCCAGUACUCCCGCCGACACGCACACACACGUUACCACCAUUGGAUUGCAAAUCAAUUUCGAAUAUCGCAGACUGCGCGCCAAACGAACAGCUGGAGCGAACUAUCGAUAGUCAAGCGACUAGAAGUUAGCCAACAUUGGCCCCACCGAUAGGCAGAUAAUAUCGAUAGCUGGGCGAAGAAGGAGGAGGAGAAGCAGAGGAGAAAAACAAAAAAACUAAUUGUGAAAAAGUGUAAAGUUCGGACAAAAUCGAAGGAAAAUUGAGGAGGAAAAUCGAAAAACAACAACCACCUGCCGAAACCUACCUUUUUACAUUAGAUUUUUAGUUUUACGAGCGAGAUUUUUGCACCUGCUAAAAGGCACACACAUACACCAUUGGCACCUACACAACCCCAAAUCGUCAUUCCCUUUUUUUUUUGCGAAAUCCAAGACGAAGGCCACAACAAAUGCAGAUUGGAGUUUGAUAUUGGCUUACAAUAAGCGCCGAGUCACGCUGGAUCAGCAAACUAUAGCCUAUAUAGACUAUAGAUUCGGGUAAAGCAAAAAAAAAAACAACAGCCAUGUCCGUGAGGACAAAGGUUCUGGGUUUGGUGGACGUCAUGAUGCGCGUUCCGCCGGUGAUGGUUAUCGACGAGAUUCUGAAGAUCGGAAUGGGCCUGCCCACGCGGCUUUAUCCGGAAAAGGCUCCAGAAGUGAAACCUAGUGAAUCCCCGCCAGAAUCGAAGGAUCCCCUCGCCAGCAUCAAAGAGUUCUUUGGCCUCGGAGGUGAUGGCAUCUCUCAAAUGACUUCAUCAGCUGCGGAAAAAGCUCAAUCUGCCCUAGAACAGACCAUCGAGAAUGCCUCCAGAUCUGCUCAAUCCAAUGGAAUGCUGAGCUCCGGAUUCAACUCCCUGAUGGAUGAACUAUCCCACGACGAAACGCUAGCGAAUGUGCUCAGCAUCACCACCGUGAAGUUCGUCAUCUGCCUGUUCGGUUUCCUGUCCGCCGCUUGCAUCUUCAUGCUGUGGACCCGCCACCUGGUGAUGGUCUACAUGUUCCUCACCUCGCUGGGUCUCACCUUCCUGUCUUACUGGUCCAAUGUGAGUGCUCUGGCGCUGAUGGAGCGAAGUCCCAGCAUACUGGAGGAUCUCAUGUCGCUCAACACCACACGGUUACUGGACUCGGGCGGCGUGGUCAUGUCGCUGGCGCCUCAUCUGAUGGCCCAGUGGUUCAUGGGCAUGCUGUUCGCCUACAUUCACCUGGGUCCAAGGUUCGAGCUGCUCCAGAAAUCCAUGCCCAUCAUCUUCGCUAGUCCAAUUCUGGUGGCCAUGCUUCCACUGCCGCCGAAAGUUGUGCAACACCUACCCGUGGUGGCUGGUUUUACGCCCAUAAUCCUCACGAAGAUCACGCUGAUGCACAGCGCAAUGGAGGCUAGUCGGACGGUAUACAAUGGGUAUCAGUACGCCAUGAACUUUGUCUCCAACUUUGGACUGUCGGCGCUCAUCGAAAACGAAUGGCAGCGCCUUAACGUGCCCAAUGUGUUAAGAGUUUUCUGGACUAUCAGGAUUAUUCAAGGCGGCUAUGCUUUGGCGACGACGGAAUCCGAAGAACCCCUCGAACUGAUGCCGGCCACACAAAAGCUUCUCGUCGAUGGCUGUGAAACCCUGACGGCGGUUUUGGGGAUGACGGGCGUCAUCUCGAUGAUUUGCCAUUAUAUCGGACGCGGCUUCCAGUGGUACCUCCUCACUUACGACAACGACGAGGAGAAGUCGCUGGGCACCGUCUCAGCUGUGCUUUUCUACAUCCUCGCUCUGCAGACGGGAUUGACAUCCCUGUCGCCGGACAAGCGAUUUAUUAGGCUGUGCCGGAAUCUGUGCCUGCUGAUGACCGCUCUGCUGCACUUCUUGCACAACAUUGUAUCGCCCAUCUUGAUGUCGUUGAGUGCGGCGCGAAAUCCCUCCCGAAAACGGCAUGUACGCGCCCUCAGCGUCUGCGCCUUUCUCGUGGUGAUGCCCGUGUCGCUGCUUUACUAUCUCUGGUCUCAACGAUCGAUCUCCACUUGGCUGCUGGCGGUUACUGCCUUCUCUGUUGAGGUGAUCGUAAAGGUGCUGGUUUCGCUGGCCACCUACACGCUGUUUCUACUGGACGCCCGGCGGCAAUUCUUCUGGGAAAAGCUGGACGACUAUCUGUACUACGUGCGUGCCUUUGGUAACUCGGUGGAAUUCUGCUUUGGCAUUCUGUUGUUCAUCAACGGUGCUUGGAUACUGGUCUUCGAGUCGGCCCAAAAUGCUACAGGCGGCGCCAUCAGAGCGAUCAUGAUGUGCAUCCAUGCCUACUUUAACAUCUGGUGCGAGGCGCGGGCGGGCUGGUCGGUUUUCAUGAAGCGGCGUUCGGCGGUCCACAAGAUUUCCUCUCUGCCAGAAGCAACUCCUGCCCAACUGCAGGCGUUCGACGAUGUCUGCGCGAUUUGCUAUCAGGAAAUGUAUUCGGCCAAGAUCACCCGGUGUCGUCACUUCUUCCAUGGCGUGUGUCUGCGCAAGUGGCUGUAUGUCCAGGAUCGUUGCCCUCUCUGCCAUGAGAUUAUGAUGUACACGGACAAGGCGGAGGAAAGUGCGCAGGAGGCGGAACCAGCGGCGGCUGCCCAGGCUGAACAGCCCCUUCGUAUUUAUCCUCGAGACGAUGGAAACAACGCUGGUGCGCCGCGACGUUCCCCGGAACGAGUUCCAGUGGAGAACCCGGAGAUGGCCACCACUUCGUCCAGCGCAGCUGCGGUGAUCGGCACUGAGGCGGCAUCGACCAUCAUGGACUCAGUAGCGGCUGCUGCGGAGGCGAGGUCGAUGGCCACCGUCUCCAGCAGUUCCACCCAGCGAAUCAGCGCCAGCGGAAGUAGUGACAGCAGCUACAUCUCCGCAUCCGCCCAACCGCCUCCGCCGACGGCCACUUCCGCUGCUGCGGUGGCCACGGCGGCGGCCAGCAAUACGACGCACAUGUUCCGGAUGUCGCAGGAUCAGCAGUAACCGGCUUGGUUCGAAUCGGAACGGGAGCGCUCGGCGUACCUUGUUUUUCUUCUAUAUCUUACCACUUGGAAAUGUUCUGUGUGUUAGUGUACUUAUGUAAAAAUUGCGAAUCUUUGUAGCGAUCCAA
Messenger RNA from Drosophila ficusphila, 3156 nucleotides. It is a transcript of the gene Trc8, whose product is annotated as protein TRC8 homolog. Gene Ontology annotation, biological process: ERAD pathway. Gene Ontology annotation, cellular component: endomembrane system; endoplasmic reticulum. NCBI's taxonomy places the organism in Eukaryota, Metazoa, Arthropoda, Insecta, Diptera, Drosophilidae. The transcript is spliced from 7 exons. Bases 594 to 3029 code for a protein of 811 amino acids. The record is from RefSeq and is a predicted model, not a curated record. Gene Ontology annotation, molecular function: ubiquitin protein ligase activity.